Messenger RNA from Anas platyrhynchos (mallard), 3894 nucleotides. The record is from RefSeq and is a predicted model, not a curated record. NCBI's taxonomy places the organism in Eukaryota, Metazoa, Chordata, Aves, Anseriformes, Anatidae.
AUGUUGGAGUUUUAAAAAAUACUUCUUCAUCACUGCUCUGGACCACAGAAGCUGAUAGAACUCAUUCCCUCUCGCAGCAUUCUGCAGCUAGCUCUAAGAAACCUGCAUUCAGUUUAUCUGCUUUUGGAGGAAUGUUUCCUGCACGCGGAAGCACAUCUGACUGUAAGAAAAACCAGCCUGGGUAUUCUCCAUUUUACCCUGGAAAGACGGCCUAUGGUGGUGCAGCUGGAAAUCAAAGCCGUCGAUGAUAGAACCUUAUCGGGUACAAAUGAGAAGGAGAGUUAGGCAAGAAAAAGUGCAGUCCCACGCUACCUUAAGUACCGCAGCACGGUGCAUCUUGGAGGCAAUGGAGAAGCUGUCAAGCCCUUUGAUGGAUGCUAAAAAAAUGCCACCUCUUUUGCCGCUGAGUUCUCCUCCAGACAUAGAUGAACUGAAUGUUCCUGACCUUCAGCCCAAACGAAGAAAGCUGGACUCCCAGAAUGAGUCCCCGCAUCCACCUGUAAAGAGACUUGUGAAACCAAGGUUAAACCUUCAUUCAGUGCGUCGGGUCCGGUAUUCUAAACCAGCAAAGACUUCAACUCCUGAUUCCAGCAAAAUUUGCAAUGGAGUAGACACAAAGUACCAAUGGAUGAGAGAGAAGACUUCGCCUGUGAGACAGCAAGCAGAACAAUGUGGAAGCUACAGAAAUGUGAGCGGUGUGAAAUGUGAAACUACGAGAAAUGUGACCAGCUACAACUUCGGUACUGCCGCAUCCAAUGGUCUGUCCUCAGGAAUGAGUAGUGGAGGCGGCAAAAUGAGAAGGGAAAGAGGAUUACACUAUUUAUCCAGAUGUGUACAAGAAAAGCAGGGAAUAAUUAGCAGAGUGACAGAAAUGGUGAAAAGUAUUGUACCGGCGUGGCUGCAGAAGUAUUUCAAUAAGCGUGAGAAUGAGUGUGCAGCUGCAAAUAAAUCUGCAAACCAGGCGGCGACUCCAGUAAACCAGCAUCAUAAUUACGCAGAUGGAGGUACCCUAAAUGAUGGGAGAUACAUGCCUGAACGAGCGACACUUAAUAGACAAGAACCAUCCACAAGUAGCUCAGCACUGAACUACCCAGUUGCCUUAACAAGGCCCGCUCUUCAUCGGAGCCAUUUGAAUUAUACCAUGUCGGAUUCUUCUGUCCCACCUUCUCAGCCCACGACAUCUUCAAUAUUUGGCAUUGGCAGUCCUGGACUCUCUUUCAUAAAAGAAAUCAAAGAUUCUACCUCUCAACAAGACAAUGACAACAUGUCAAGAACCGGUGGCUUCUCCUCUAGAGCAUCUGACAAAGAUGUUGGAGUUUUAAAAAAUACUUCUUCAUCACUGCUCUGGACCACAGAAGCUGAUAGAACUCAUUCCCUCUCGCAGCAUUCUGCAGCUAGCUCUAAGAAACCUGCAUUCAGUUUAUCUGCUUUUGGAGGAAUGUUUCCUGCACGCGGAAGCACAUCUGACUGUAAGAAAAACCAGCCUGGGUAUUCUCCAUUUUACCCUGGAAAGACGGCCUAUGGUGGUGCAGCUGGAAGAUCAAAGCCGUCGAUGAUAGAACCUUAUCGGGUACAAAUGAGAAGGAGAGUUAGGCAAGAAAAAGUGCAGUCCCACGCUACCUUAAGUACCGCAGCACGGUGCAUCUUGGAGGCAAUGGAGAAGCUGUCAAGCCCUUUGAUGGAUGCUAAAAAAAUGCCACCUCUUUUGCCGCUGAGUUCUCCUCCAGACAUAGAUGAACUGAAUGUUCCUGACCUUCAGCCCAAACGAAGAAAGCUGGACUCCCAGAAUGAGUCCCCGCAUCCACCUGUAAAGAGACUUGUGAAACCAAGGUUAAACCUUCAUUCAGUGCGUCGGGUCCGGUAUUCUAAACCGUCAAAGACUUCAACUCCUGAUUCCAGCAAAAUUUGCAAUGGAGUAGACACAAAGUACCAAUGGAUGAGAGAAAAGACUUCGCCUGUGAGACAGCAAGCAGAACAAUGUGGAAGCUACAGAAAUGUGAGCGGUGUGAAAUGUGAAACUACUAGAAAUGUGACCAGCUACAACUUCGGUGCUGCCGCAUCCAAUGGUCUGUCCUCAGGAAUGAGUAGUGGAGGCGGCAAAAUGAGAAGGGAAAGAGGGUUACACUAUUUAUCCAGAUGUGUACAAGAACAGGAAGUGGAGGAACCAGUGCUACCGAAAAUCCCCCUACCCAUCGGUACUGCGUCGCUGCCUCAGUUCAAUUUUAGUUUUGUUGGUAGUAGUGCUGUCUGGGUGUCACCAAGCGCUGUUUCAACAGCUGCAACGAGCAUGGCAACUCCAGCAGCUGCGACAGGCAUGGCAAUUCCAGCAGCAGCAAAGGGCGUUGCCACUCCAGAGGCAGCAACGGGCAUUGCAACGCCUGCUGCAGCGCUGGGCAUGGCAACGCCGGCAGCAGCGACGGGAAGAGCGAAUCCAGCAGAAGCAAAAGGCAUGGGAAGCCCUGCAGAAGGAGCUGGCCUGGAUAAUCGAGCGGCGAAAACAGGAAUUUCAAGAAGAGUGGAAGCGACGGGCACGGGCCAUGGAGAAGCAGCAGGAGAUAUGGGAAGUCGCAAAGCAGAUGCGGUUGCAGGAAAUGCAGCAGCAGGCGAGGGAAACCCGGCAGUAGCGCCGGGGGUGGGAAAUCCAGCUGCAGCGCCGGGGGCGGGCAAUCCAUCAGCAGCGGAGGCGAACAUGACAUAUCUAGAGGAGGAGGAGGAGGUAGAACAAAUGACAUACUCGAUGGCAGGGGGGAGCGUGACAUAUCCAACGGUGUCGGCGGGCGUGACGUACCCAGCAGUGGCGACAGCCAUACCUUAUCUAACACUGGCAAAGAGCAAGACAAAUUCAGCGGCGACGACUACGACGAGCAUGACAAAUUCAAUGGCGGCGGGAGACAUGGCAAUCACGGCGGCGGGCCAGCGAGGAGGUUGGGUAUGCACAAGAGGCUGGGAGGGGACCCAGCCAGGACAACCGACCCCAGAGGACCAAGGGGAUACUCCACACCAUUUAGCAUCAUUCCCAGCAAUAAAUGGUGGGGGAAAGAAGGGGAAGGAGCUGGGGCAGAUUGGGUUUACAUUUAGUGUUCCCGUUGUAAAAUCAUCAGAGCUUUCUGGAUCCAGUGAUACGCCCGUGACGUCCUUUCUUACCCUAGAAACUAGCUCAUCCGCAUCCACCAACAAUGAGCAAGAGGAGAAGGAAGGUUUUGUUGCUGUUCCCUUCAGAGUUCCCUUUAAAUAUGGAUGAGGAUUAAAGGAAGGAAGCGUCUUAGACGUUCUAAGAAACCCUGGCCAUGAAACAUUCAACAGCUGCCAAGUAUACCACUCAGGUGAAGUCAGUCUUGCUUAACUACAUAAUCACAAUUGUCCAGUAGGAAGCCUUACCAGUGGGAGAAUUACAAAAUACAGCGGUUCUGAAGAAGAAAGGGCCAGCUAAUUAGUUUUCACUACUUUCCCUUUCAAGAUUUUCUCCGGGGCAGCUUCAGACUACGGACAAGAACCAAGACAAGUGCUAUCUAUACUAAAACUGAUGUACACUGCAUAAAAUACGUUCAGAUAACCCAGUUGCAUAUUAAAAAAAAAAUCCACUGUUUAGACUUUUCUUCACUGAUUCUGUACAGGCAGGCCUUCUGUGUUUGCAGUGCCCAAUUUAUCUGACUUGAAUUGGGGAUGCAGAGAAGUGAGUUCUAUGCUUUUUGUCAAGAAUACAGGCUGAAGGCAUUCUGAAACAGCUUCCAAAACAAGCAAACACAACUGAAACUAAUCCAGUGGCUGGAUAUUUCAAUGCUAAGAGAGCAUGGUACUCAGCCAUUCAGAAACUUGUUACUGAUGUGUCUUUUAAUACCUAUGCUUGUUUCAAUACUGUAAAGCUACACAAGUUCUAAUAAAGAGGUAAUCUAU